Molecule: messenger RNA, 1899 nt
Organism: Closterium sp. NIES-67
Lineage: Eukaryota; Viridiplantae; Streptophyta; Zygnematophyceae; Desmidiales; Closteriaceae
Source: the annotation of a GenBank genome assembly
GGUAGGAAGGAAGGACGCCAUGGAAUGGCAUGAGGCAAGUAGAUCUAGGAGUAGGCAAAACUACUGAUUCCUUAUGGAACCCUGCACGGACUCCCCUAGCUUGUUUCUUGAACCUCUGACAAAGCGGAGGUAAAGUGUGCAGGGCAGGAACUUCGUCCAAGUUACAUCGUCUCGUGGCUGGAUAAUACCUCUGACGACGGCCGCUGCACUCUCCGCACCAAACCGUUUUUUUUCCCGCAUUGUUGGCUCCUUCGGUUCUUAGCUCGACGAUAAGCGCUCUCUUUCCACUCUUCACUUUUGCCAGCCUAACUAGGUCUUCCAGCCAUGUCGAACGCAAUGGCGGGGCGAUUAGACCUUCCGUCUCCCAUUACCUCGUCGAAGCUCUCGCUAAGAUCGUCGCAGUCCGGCGUAUCAUCGUCAUCGCCUUGUGCCUCGCCGUUCAAAGGAUCAUCCUUGCGCCUCACAAAAACGUCAUCCGCACCCUCCGCUCCCCCAACCUUCGCCCCGCUUCCCCCACGCGCGCUUCCCCCCCGGCUCAGCCUCGUUUCCUCCUCCGCCGUUCCGCGCGUCGUUGCAUCCGCCGCCGCCGCCUCUCCCGCCGACUUUCCCGCGCCCGGGUUGGGUCCCGGCGAGCCGCCAUUUAAUAUCAACACCGAGGAGCUUCAAGAGGAGCUUUCCCGCGCUUUCCGCUGCGCCAAGAAGCAGUCGAAAGUCGCCCUUCGGAAGCUGGCGGACGGCACGGCGGGGGCUUUGCGCUCCGCGCAGAGCAAGGUGGCGGAGUUUGAGCGGGAGAACGACUUGCGGGGAAAGGCGAGGGAGGCGGUGGGUGCGGCGAACGAGCGGCUCGAGGAGGUCGCGUUCGAGGCGGAACGACACGCGUUUCGUUUCGACGCGCAGUUCGGGGUUUCAAGUAGAGUGGAGGAGAUGAAACGCACAGUGGUGGGCGCGGCGUAUGAUGCGGAUUGUAACUGGCGGAUUCGACAAAGAAUGCGAGACGUGAUCAAGGAGAUCCAGUACCAACUACCCAAGUAUUUGAAGCGGUGGGGGGAGUUCAGAACCACGCCUGCCGGCCAGCUCGCCAUGCCCUUCCCCUACAUCCGCCUCACACUCCCCCUUCUCUUCCCUCGCCAGUUCAUCCAUAACGUCUGGCUCCUCAUCCCGGGGUGGCUUGCUCGGAUCUUCCUCUGGUCGCUCUGCAUUCUCCCGCUGCUGCCAAGCUUUUCCCAGUCGCUACUCUUGCUCUUCUUGGUCUUCCCCUACAUCCGCCUCACACUCCCCCUUCUCUUCCCUCGCCAGUUCAUCGUUUUCGCGUGGCUCCUCAUCUCGGGCUGGCUCGCGCAGAUCUUCCUCUGGUCGCUCUGCAUCGUCCCGCUGCUCCCUCUGCUCGCUAGGGCUCUCGCCAAAGCAGCCUUCGUUGAGGGUGAUUGCCCCUCGUGUGGAGUUCGCUUCAUCGGUCCCCGCCGCGAGCUGUUAAUCUGCAGGGGAUGCCACCAUGUGGUGUGGACGCCCAAGGGCUGGGGAUCCCCAAGAGGAGCGCAAAGCACUGCCUCUGGAAGCAGUAGCAGCACCACCAGCAGCGGCAGCAGCAGCAGCAGCAGCAGCGACAAGAGCAGUAGCAGCCGGGGUAAAAACCGCAGUGCCCGUGGCACUGAAAAUGCUGAGGUUGAUAUCAUUGAUGUGGUUGCGAUCAGUCCAGCAGCAGCCUAGAUUUGAGGGGGGGUGGUAUGCAACAGCAGCAGCAGCUAUUAGAGGACGGUAAAACCUCGCCUCCGGCAGUGAUGGAGAUAGCAUUGCUUUAGUAGCAGUUAAAUAGCCCGAAUUGCAUAGAUAUGCCAAUCUUGCUACAGUUUUGACAUUUCUGAACGGGCAUGUAAGCUGGAAUCAAUGCAUAUGAAAUAU